AUUGCUGACGUUUGUGGCGAUUUUUAGUUUGUUAUUGAUUGAAAAAACAAACAAUUAAUUUGGAAAAAAAGCAUUGCAUUAUACCAGACGAAUAAAGAACACGUCUUAAACAAAAAUGUCUGUGCCGCCCCAAGCAUUUGUCAAUAAGAAUAAGAAGCAUUUCCUUGGAAUCCCAGCACCACUAGGUUAUGUAGCUGGUGUUGGAAGAGGAGCAACUGGAUUUACAACUCGUUCUGAUAUUGGUCCAGCGAGAGAUGCAAAUGAUGUGUCUGAUGAUCGGCAUGCACCACCCGCAGCUAAGCGUAAGAAAACUGAAGAGGAAGAUGAUGAUGAAGAUUUGAACGACUCCAAUUAUGAUGAGUUCUCAGGUUACAGUGGCUCAUUGUUCUCAAAGGACCCUUACGACAAAGAUGAUGCUGAAGCAGAUGCUAUUUACGAGUCAAUUGAUAAGAGAAUGGAUGAAAAGAGGAAAGAAUAUAGAGAAAAACGGCUAAAAGAAGAUUUGGAGAGAUAUCGUCAGGAGAGGCCAAAAAUACAACAGCAGUUCUCUGACCUAAAGCGUGAAUUAAAAAUGGUCUCAGAAGACGAAUGGGCAGCCAUACCAGAAGUCGGUGACGCGCGAAACAGAAAGCAGCGUAACCCUAGAGCAGAGAAAUUCACUCCUUUGCCAGACAGUGUGUUGUCGAGGAACCUUGGUGGAGAAUCCUCAUCUACUCUUGACCCUAGUUCCGGCUUAGCAUCUAUGAUGCCUGGUGUAAUGACUCCUGGAAUGCUGACCCCAUCAGGUGAUUUGGAUUUAAGGAAAAUUGGUCAAGCCAGAAACACGCUUAUGACUGUCAAACUGUCCCAAGUAUCAGAUUCAGUUACAGGUCAAACCGUAGUUGAUCCCAAAGGGUAUCUCACGGAUUUGCAAUCUAUGAUCCCUACUUAUGGUGGUGAUAUUAAUGACAUAAAGAAAGCGAGACUGCUUCUGAAGUCAGUGAGAGAAACUAAUCCUAACCACCCUCCGGCUUGGAUUGCUAGUGCCAGAUUAGAAGAAGUUACUGGUAAAAUCCAAUCAGCGCGUAACCUGAUCAUGAAAGGUUGCGAGGUGAACCCGAGCAGUGAAGAGCUGUGGUUAGAGGCGGCUCGGUUGCAACCACCCGAUACAGCACGCGCCGUUAUAGCGCACGCCGCCAGAAACCUGCCGCACAGCGUAAGAGUAUGGGUUAAGGCUGCUGAUCUAGAACAAGAAACCAAGGCCAAACGCCGAGUAUACCGGAAGGCAUUGGAACAUAUACCGAACUCCGUGCGACUCUGGAAAGCUGCUGUCGAACUAGAAAACCCUGAAGACGCUCGCAUAUUGCUCUCUAGAGCGGUCGAAUGUUGUCCCACGAGCGUAGAAUUAUGGCUGGCCCUCGCCCGAUUGGAAUCAUACGAAAAUGCUAGGAAAGUACUCAACAAGGCCCGUGAGAAUAUACCAACAGAUAGGCAAAUUUGGGUUACUGCUGCUAAACUCGAAGAAGCACAGGGUAACACUCACAUGGUAGAAAAGAUCAUAGACCGUGCGAUCACGUCUCUCAGCGCCAACGGUGUAGAAAUCAAUCGAGAGCAUUGGUUCAAAGAGGCUAUGGAGGCUGAGAAAUCUGGGGCAGUGCACACCUGUCAGGCUAUCAUUCGAGCUGUAAUAAGUACGGGCAUUGAAACAGAAGACCAAAAGCACACGUGGAUGGAAGACGCUGAAGCAUGCGCAAACGAAGGCGCGUACGAAUGCGCACGAGCGGUGUACGGUUACGCGCUGUCCGUAUUUCCCUCCAAGAAGUCCAUAUGGCUAAGAGCUGCCUACUUGGAGAAACAACACGGGACAAGAGCUAGUCUCGAAGCUCUGCUGCAGAGGGCCGUGGCGCAUUGUCCCAAGAGCGAGGUGCUUUGGCUUAUGGGCGCUAAGUCCAAGUGGUUGGCAGGUGACGUGCCAGCCGCGAGAGGGAUCCUAUCGCUUGCUUUCCAGGCGAAUCCUAACUCAGAAGAGAUCUGGUUGGCCGCUGUUAAACUCGAGAGUGAGAACAAAGAAUAUGACAGAGCGAGGAGACUCUUGGCAAAAGCCCGAGCUUCGGCCCCUACACCGCGUGUAAUGAUAAAAUCAGCUAAGCUGGAAUGGGCGCUUAACAAUUGCGACGUAGCGCUCAAGUUGUUAGACGAAGCUAUCAAAGUGUUCGCAGAUUACGCAAAACUAUACAUGAUGAAAGGAGAAAUUGAAGAACAAAUGGGCAGAGACAGUGAGGCGCAUAACACUUAUUCCCAGGGCCUGAAGAAAUGCGCAACUUGUGUACCGAUGUGGAUUUUACUGUCUAGAUUAGAAGAAAAGUUGAAGCAUGUGACAAAAGCGAGAUCAGUUCUGGAAAAGGCAAGACUUAGAAAUCCUAAAAACCCUGAGCUAUGGUUAGAAAGCGUGAGGCUAGAAAGGCGCGCGGGUUGUGUGGAAGUAGCUGGUGGUUUAUUGGCAAAGGCGUUACAAGAGUGUCCUACGGCCGGUCGCCUAUGGGCCGAAGCCAUCUUUAUGGAGGCGCGCCCGCAAAGAAAAACUAAAAGCGUGGACGCACUGAAGAAAUGCGAACACGACGCCAAUGUACUGCUGGCCGUGUCCCAAUUGUUCUGGUCUGAGCGAAAACUUAACAAAUGCCGCGAGUGGUUCAACAGAACGGUGAAAAUAGACCCGGAUCUAGGUGACGCUUGGGCGUAUUUCUACAAAUUCGAACUCCUCCACGGCAACGAACAACAGCAAGAGGAGGUGAAGAGUCGAUGUAAGGCCGCCGAGCCGCACCACGGAGAAAACUGGUGCAAAGUGUCCAAAGAGAUCGCCAACUGGUGUUUUAGCACUGAGCAAAUACUGUUGUUGGUUGCGAAAAACCUCUCCGUACCCACGUAAUGGUGACGAACCGUAAUAUAUUGAGAUUACGUAUUUAAAAUUCAACACAAUUGGGAUACAUAAUAUAUACAUUUUUAUGUAAAUGUCCCAAACUCAUCUACGGUAAAGACAUUUGAAAAUGCUGUCAAUAAUAGCGUUUACUAAAAAUGAUGGAUAGACUCUAUCUAGAAUAUCUUAACAUCACAUUGUGUGUAGUUUGUCAACUUUUUAUAAAAAAUUUAUUGUUACAGACGUGUCAGUGUUAUACAUUAUAACUGAUAAAUGUUAGAAUUUAUGCAGACUGCAGCCUUUUACGUAUAGCUUAAACCAUUAUUAUUUUAAUAUGUUUGACGUUUCGUUUCAGAAUUAUAAUUCUUUUUUUUAGGAUGUCAACAAGUCCGGUCAAAUAAUUCGUCAUUUUUAAAUAAUACUGUGUUCAGCUAUUAUGUAAACACCGUACAAAGUACCCCCCGUAACUAAUUUCUGAAGUGGUGAAAUUCAGAAUGACAAGUCGGAAGUUUCUGUUAAAAGAAGCCGAGUCAAAUAGCUUGGCUUACCUUUCAAAUUCAAAGGUUGCCUGUAAGAGAUUUCUUGCAGCAAUAAGGCCGUCUUUGCGUGCCUACAAUGCCCUUUACUGUAAAAUUCUAACUGUCUCUUUCCUUUAUGUAUUAUAAUUUAAAAAUGUAUAGGUACUAAGUAGAGCUGAAAGUUGUGCUUUAUACAUCGUUUGUUUAGUGGUUACCAAGCUUGUCUGCGGAUUAUGAGCUCCUAGUUUGGUUUCCCGCGUCAGUUCGUGAAAAUGCUCA
Messenger RNA from Pararge aegeria (speckled wood butterfly), 3690 nucleotides. It is a transcript of the gene Prp6, whose product is annotated as pre-mRNA-processing factor 6. Gene Ontology annotation, cellular component: catalytic step 2 spliceosome; U4/U6 x U5 tri-snRNP complex. Gene Ontology annotation, biological process: spliceosomal tri-snRNP complex assembly; mRNA splicing, via spliceosome. NCBI's taxonomy places the organism in Eukaryota, Metazoa, Arthropoda, Insecta, Lepidoptera, Nymphalidae. The record is from RefSeq and is a predicted model, not a curated record. The coding region runs from base 116 to 2905 and encodes 929 amino acids. The transcript is spliced from 17 exons. Gene Ontology annotation, molecular function: protein binding.